AUGAGAGGCGACCCGUUCUACUCGAACGGCUCUGUUGGUGCGUGCGAUGGCAAUGCUUGCGAUUACCCUGCCAACUUCACCCUUUCGGGCUGGGUAGCAGCACAAUGGAAUCCGCACGUUCGAGAACGAUAUCAAGCAUUGCUUUCUGCUCUCGCCAAUCACCCUGAAGUCGGAAGCAAAAUCUACGGCAUGAAUUUCCCAGAGACCGCCAUCUCAGUGGACGAGUCGAGCAACGACUUCAACAACGUGACAUACUUCGAUGGCACACUUGCCAACGCAGCGUUCGCACGAUCCGUCUUCCCACCAGACGUAUUUGUGGUGCAAUAUGUCAAUUUUUGGCCAGAUGCAUAUGCGGACCCGCUCGUGUUGAAUGCCUCUUUUGCAGCCUUACAGAAGACUGGAGUGGGCGUAGGAGGCCCAGAUGACAUCCCUGGCAGGAAGGCGCUGGAGGCCAAUGUGUACCCGUUCAUGCGUGAGUACAAGGGCAAGUUGGCAAUCGAGACUAUCGCCGUUCAGGAGCCUGAUCUUGCGGCCACUAACACAACAACUGGAAUGCCGUUCACUAGAGAGGGAUACACCACUUUUGCGGAGGCAUUGGGUGCAGAAAUAAUUUUCUGGGCAACGAGUGCGCCGUGGUUGCAGGGCAGCGAUCCCUGGUGA
Molecule: messenger RNA, 660 nt
Organism: Cyphellophora attinorum
Lineage: Eukaryota; Fungi; Ascomycota; Eurotiomycetes; Chaetothyriales; Cyphellophoraceae
Exons: 1
Coding region: 1-660 (219 amino acids)
Source: RefSeq, a predicted model, not a curated record